Lepisosteus oculatus (spotted gar) is the source of this 3539-nucleotide messenger RNA. RefSeq names its product solute carrier family 13 member 1 (gene slc13a1). NCBI's taxonomy places the organism in Eukaryota, Metazoa, Chordata, Actinopteri, Semionotiformes, Lepisosteidae. Gene Ontology annotation, biological process: transmembrane transport. Gene Ontology annotation, cellular component: membrane. The record is from RefSeq and is a predicted model, not a curated record. Gene Ontology annotation, molecular function: sodium:sulfate symporter activity.
CAAGAGAGAUGGGGUUCCUUACCAAACUCUGGGCUUUUCACAAGGUCUUCAUAAUUAUUCUCACACCUCUGCUGCUUCUACCUCUUCCAUUGCUCAUCAAGACAAAAGUAGCAGAAUGUGCGUUUACCAUGUUUGUCAUUGCCAUUUACUGGCUAACAGAAGCAAUGCCCCUAGCAGUGACAUCCCUCAUUCCUGCCCUAUUCUUUCCUUUGUUUGGCAUUUUAAAAUCAUCCGAGGUUGCUUCAGCCUAUUUCAAAGACUUCCACCUUUUGUUGAUUGGGGUCAUUUGUCUAGCUACAUCUAUUGAAAAGUGGAACCUGCACAAGAGAAUUGCUUUGAAGUUAGUUAUACUGGUGGGAGUCAAUCCUGGAUGGCUCAUGCUUGGCUUCAUGGUCAGUUCUGCGUUCCUUUCCAUGUGGCUCAGUAACACAACCACCGCUGCCAUGGUGAUGCCAAUUGUUGAAGCUGUUAUUCAACAGAUUUUAAAUGCCGAAGCUGAGGCUCAUGCUAUGCAGAUGAGAAGAAUGAGUGGAACAACAAACAGAGGGUUACAACUCGAUGAGGAUGACGAAAACGUGGACAAUAAUAAUGAAAUAAUAAGUAAUGGAGCUGGACUGAAGGCUGUUGUGUGCAAAGAGCCGAUGAAUGCACCACCACAGACUGACGUUGAAAUUCCUACAACAAGAGGAAAAUACCGGAGCCACAAGGACCAUAUGAUGUGCAAAGGCUUGUCACUCUGUAUUGCCUAUGCAUCCACAAUUGGGGGAUUGACCACAAUCACAGGAACUUCUACCAACUUGAUUUUUGCUGAACAAUUCAACCAUUUUUACCCAGAGUGCCAGUGUAUCAACUUUGGAAAUUGGUUCAUUUUCUGCUUCCCCAUCACUCUUCUCAUUCUCGUUUUAUCAUGGUUCUGGUUGCACUGGGUUUUCCUUGGCUCAGACUUCAAGGCAUUAUUUCACUGCAAAAAGGAGAAAUCGGAAAGAGAAAAAGCCUUUGCUAAGAUCAUAGCAGAUGAAUACAAAAAUCUUGGGCCUCUAAGCUAUCAAGAGAUUGUCACCUUGAUCAUAUUCAUCUUAAUGGCUCUACUUUGGUUUACAAGAGAUCCUGGAUUUAUACCUGGCUGGUCAUCUCUUUUCCCACAAUACAAAGGAUAUGCUACAGAUGCUACUGCAGCAUUAAUCCUUGGACUCCUGUUUUUUAUCAUACCAGCAAACAUGCCAACAAAACAUUCAUCUGACAUUUCUUACUCAACACUAAUUACAUGGAAAGAAUUCCAGUCUUGCAUGCCGUGGGAAAUUUGUCUUCUGGUCGGUGGUGGUUUUGCCCUGGCUGAAGGCACCAAGGUUUCAGGAUUAUCUAUGUGGGUUGGUAACCAGCUAACACCACUGGCAUCUCUUCCUGUUUUGGCAACAAUUGUAUUAUCUUGUUUAAUUGUAACCACUGUAACUGAAGUAGCCAGCAACCCUGCCACGAUUACAAUAUUCCUGCCUAUUCUUUCUCCAUUGGCUGAAGCCAUCAAUAUAAACCCUCUGUAUAUUCUAAUACCCACAACAUUAAGUACUUCUUUUGCAUUCCUUCUGCCAGUGGCAAAUCCACCUAAUGCUAUAGUAUUUGCCUAUGGUCACUUGAAAGUAAUGGAUAUGGUAAAGGCUGGACUGGGAGUUAACAUUAUUGGAAUUCUUGUUGUUAUAUUGGCCAUCACAACAUGGGGAGACCCUAUGUUCAACUUGAGCCAGUACCCCGCAUGGGCUCCCUCUUCAAACAUAACAGGUUCAUGACCCAUUAUCACAAUAAUUCAUAAGAACUAAUUUUACACUCCAGCUUCAUAAUCUCUAGCCUCGUCUCCAUGAAACCAAUAUGCAUCCAGUAUUCUCUGUUAGAUAAGAGUUUGGAGGUAUGAUAUAUAUUUUCAUGAAAGAGCAUAUAGAAGGAAAUCUUAAUCGGUGUUUCUGCAUUAAAAAUAAUACCAGGCAUACAAAAACCUAAUAUCAUGAACCAUUAAUAUCUGGAGACCUAAUUGUUUUACAGAUGUGUUGUAGAUCAGUUGUAUAUUGUUAGGGACUAGUUUUAUAAGAAAUAAUGUGGACCCUAUGCAGAAUCUUGAAGAAAUCCAGAGACGUUGUCGAGUGGUCAAGCUGAGGUCAGUAAGCCGUAGGAAGUCCAGCCGAGCAGAAGUACCAAAAAUGGAAACGGAGCUGUAAACUGUGUGGAAGCCGAGAGUCAAAACCUGAACAAACAGUAAAGUGCCAAAACCAAAACCAGGAGACGUAGCCGGGAGACGAACCAGGGUCAGGAAGCCAAUUUCCGAAUUGGAAUGGUGGAAUGCAAGAUAGAACGACGAGUCCUCCGGGGCCGUGGCGUAACAUAUAUAGGAAGUGUAAAAUAGCACCUUGUAAUAUUUAUAAAAAGCUAAAACAGUACAUGUUUUAGCUAAAGAGGUAUAGUUUAACAUAUCUAUAUAGUUGAAAGUAGCAUAUGUUAUAGACACCUACAGUACCUGCUACCUUGAAAUGAAUGACCUUCACACAGAGACUUCACAACUAUGAUAAAACACCAUAUGCAGAACAGAGCAGAUACAAAUGUGUUGAUUGCUGGUGGUUUGAUGUUGGCAUAAUGCAGAGCCAGUUAAGAACAGACAAGAAGAUACUCAAUAUUUCCGGAAAUUUGGAUAAAAUCACCAUUCAAGAUUGUGGUUAAGAAACACUUUAUCAAAGUGAUCUGUAAAUACAAUGUAUGCACUUUUUUCUUAGUUUUGUUUUUAUAGGACAGGGAAUUCAAUUUUGUUGACCUUAUAAAAAUCAAAUUUGAACAUUAUAUUAUUACUUGUAUUCAUGUCUGAAACUGGUGUUUUAAUACAGUAUGUGUUGUACUGCUGUAAAACAGUUUUUAGUGUUAUGUAGUGUAUGUUAUAAGACAUAGAAACAAAAAGAAGAAAACAUGUAUGAAGGGGAUUAUCAUCUAUAAUAUCAUUUUGCUUUGAUUGGUUCAGAAUUCAAUGUUAAAUUGUAAAACAUUUUUUCAUCAUCAUUUCUAUUGCAUAUUUAGUGACAGACUUUCCUCUUGUGAUGUCAAUUAAUGUCACAUUUCAAAUAGAUCAUAAUAAUUAAGAAAAUAUAUUUUCAGUAACCAAAAGGCAUGUCAAUGGUUUCUGUUUAUCUCUACAACUUUCUAAAAUUCAAAACACUGUCCUUUUGUUUAUAUAAUUGUCAUGCAGUUGUUCAUUUAUUGGUAAAGCAAUUAUUGUACAAUAUUUGGAAAUACAGUAUAUUUCCAAAAUGCCACACAUUUUAGCAAGAAUGUGAUAUAUGUCUAUACAUAUAUAUGAGCUGUUUACUUAUUCCAUAUUAAUGAAGUAGCAUGACUAAAGGGUUAAGGAAAAGGGUUUCUGGCGAAAGUUAAUUAAAUUAAAAACAAAAUGAAUUUUUCAGUAUAAAAAGAUUUGCUGUUUUAGUUCCUGUAUUUAAAUAGGUAUUUUUUCCUAUGACCAGUGUACAUUUUUAUUUUGUUUUUGGUAUCACAAAUAAAACUAAAUAUUC